Anopheles darlingi is the source of this 6824-nucleotide messenger RNA. RefSeq names its product serine/arginine repetitive matrix protein 2-like. NCBI's taxonomy places the organism in Eukaryota, Metazoa, Arthropoda, Insecta, Diptera, Culicidae. Gene Ontology annotation, biological process: actin filament network formation; cortical actin cytoskeleton organization. The record is from RefSeq and is a predicted model, not a curated record. The transcript is spliced from 4 exons. Gene Ontology annotation, molecular function: actin filament binding. Gene Ontology annotation, cellular component: cytoskeleton; cytoplasm. Bases 413 to 5953 code for a protein of 1846 amino acids.
GUGUUGUUUUGGUUAGAAAUCGCCGUGAAAAUUGGGAGAUUUUUUAACUUUUUCGAACAAUCCGUGCAUUUCGUGAUAAAGUAAAAGGUGAUAAGAGCAAAUGCGAGUCGUUUCCCAGCUCCUGCCGUCGUCCCUCGUUGCGAAAGUAGGCCCGGAAAGUGCUGGAAAGCCGCAAAAAAUUUCCUUCAUUUUUCUAAAAUUCGUGAGGCACGCUUAACAACUUUGUUGAAACGGGAAGGAUUAAUGAAUUAUUAUGUGUUUUCCUGUGAACAUCAGUUGAGUUAGUGUCUUGUCCUUCGUGCCGACGAUGUAAAACCGUGUACCGACGUCAUCCACUCGGAUCGUUCACGCUUUUCUUCGAAACACCCCCGAAACCGAGGAAACCGAGGCUGGCCUUUUUCCGGGCGGAGUUAUGGAGAGCGACGGAUCUUGCACCCCACCGCUACCCGCGGUCGAUUUGAUGCCGACGGAGUUAACGAAGACGAGCUUCUUGGAGGAGCGGACGGGUGAGAAAAGAAGCCCUGAGGAAAGGACAAAAGCAUCGUCGAUUGAUGGAAAGCUGGUGGAAGAGCGGAGGAAGGGCAACGGGGGCGCUAGCCCUCAGCAACCGCCGGAGCGAACGUCGAGCGAGAAACAUAAGGCCACGGAAGGAACCUCAUCGAAGAAGGCCGAGAGUGCAAAAAAGGAUUCCAAAGAGCUGGACAGCGACAAGCGUCAAAGCAAACCACGGCACAAAAAUCACAAGAGGCAAACUCGUAGCCGUUCCGGUUCCCCCCGGCAUGCGCACUCCUCGGAGAAGAGCGAAAGCAAGGAGAAGCGAAAGGGGCGUGACGUGAAGGAGCAGCGGCGUAGCCGAGAUCGAUCCGCCAGUCGAACGGAGAAAUCGCCCCGUAACCAUCACCAUCGUAACUACCGGAAACGAUCGCGAUCUCGUAGUCGGAGCGUACGCAAGGACGGUCGCCGGAGUCGCAGUGGAACACGGGAAUGGCCUCGCGUUGUCAACGAUUCGCAUGGACAUCGGUCGUCGGCAUAUCAAAAUCGCCUACCAACGGGGGGUAAUAAUCACCGGCCAGCGUUCCCUUUUUCGGUGACCAACAAUCGAAGGUUUCCCGACGGUUUCGUCCUACGAGGUGGCGCUAGAAAAGGUGAUCUAUCGGCACCGAAGUACACUCAGACGACACCUUCGAUCAGCUGGCGCGAUUGGCAGGUGGUAGAGAACAAUAGUAAAUCAGCCGCGGCAUCUCCUGCAAUAACGGUGAAUCCGAUUACGCCAGCGGUCGCUGCACUCCAGGAGUACGACGGUAGUGAUGCCGGUUCAUCGUCAUCCGGAAAAAGUGAACCCGAGGCAAAGGCAAAGGUGAAACAAACGCGCUCUGCACGCCCGAAAGCGAUAACUAGCGUUGUGAAGGAGGAUAAGGAGAAAGAUGAUCCUAUUCGAUGGUUGAAAAGCAUCGAAAAGAAGGAGAACCAAGUGGAUCUCAAGCCAUCACGAAAGGAUCCAUCAUCCGACGAUCAAAUCGAUAGCAGUAUCGUGAAACAGGAACGUUCGAUAGAUGAUAAAAAGGAUAAGAAAGAGGAAAAGAUGCACCGAGAAAUCGUUCAAGCGCACAAGCUCGAGCUGAAGGAAACGGAACCCCGAUCCUCGGUGCCUUUGUCCGGCCCGGUGAAACCGAAAUUUAGCUGCUCCUUUCUGGACGAUCUGUCGAGUGGUAAGAUGCCGCUGAUGCCAGAAAUAUUAUCCCCCAGCGUAGCGGUCAAGGAAGAGGAGGAGACGGAAAAGGAGAAGGAAAGCUCCGAUAAGCGUGUGUCACCGUCACCACCAUCAUCAAGGUCACCUGAGGAUGAGGAGGUGCGCAGAAGAGACAGUGAGUCACCGGAUACGGACGAUUACGCGGCCAACUGGGAAACGGAGGGUAUGAGUCCCCGCACUAGCCUUCCAUCGGGAGAUGAUUCCGAGGGUGAUGGACGCACACCACCACCAAGAGCCCCAUUGAAGCGCCCAGAGCGUACGCCAAGCCCGGUAGAGCAGAAGGAAGAGAAGGAGCAGGAAGAACGGGAACCUACAGAGGGAAAAGAUCCGGAGCUUACGAAUGGCGAGGAGAUACCGCUGACGCAGCGGCUGCAUAAACCACGAACCAUUCACGAAGAUAUCAUUCCGCUGGACGAUCUGAUGGACCUGCACAAUCAGCUAAAGUCCUAUCAAUCGAAUCUCGCCCAGGCGGAAGCCCUAAAGGCGGCCCGAUUGGCACAGUCCGAUGGAGGGACACCGACAAAGCGUGAACCGACGGCGGUUGAAAUCGAGCCCCAAGAAGAAGAUGAUGAAGUGUCCGAUGGUAAGCUAGCCGACGAGUACGCCAACUUCAUGGAAUCGCUUGGCCAAACGAUGGUAGAGGACAACAAAAGGCGCCGAAGGGCGCGUAGCUUGAGCAGUUCCUCCUCUACCUCAUCGUCGAGUAGCAGCAGUAGUAGCAGCAGUAGCUCGUCCAGCAGCAGUUCCUCCUCGUCGUCAUCAUCGUCCAGUUCGUCAAGUUCAUCCAACUCGUCCAGCACGUCCGCAUCCUCAUCCGAUUCGCACCAUAGUUCCGACGAGGAAGGCACGACAGCAGCUGGACGAAAGAGAGCGCCCAGUGUCUCCGAUGAGGAACGGGAAGCGGGCGAAUCCUUGGGUAUUCGUUCAUCGCGGGAGCGCGCGGAUCCAGCGACACCUUCCCGGAUGGCACCACCGGAUGGUACGUUGCCACCACUGACGACACCACCGAAGAUUUACAGCAUUCGCGAUGAUUCUUGUCCGACCACCGAUACCACCGCCGCCAAACCGCUCGAUCUCGAUCGGGAGCAACCGAUCAAGUUGCGGCUUCCGGCCAAGAACCGCAUUCAACCGUUGGCGGCAGCAAUGCUGGGCGGAGAUGAGGAUGCACCGGGUGAUGCUGGUAAAGAAGCACCCGAUUCCAUGCCAGAAGGUGGAGAGGAAGAGACGCAGCACGAGGGACGCCAAUCUAGCCGUGACCGCGAUCGCAAACGAUCGCACGAUCGGUACGAUCAUCGGCGCAAGCGUUCGUCGCGUGAGCGACGUCAUUCGUCGGGUAGCCCAAGACGUAAGUCGCGUGAUCGCGACAAACGAUCGUCACGAAAAGAGCGAAGCUCACGGCGUUCAUCACGCAGUCCCGCACCGACCGGUACGUCUACGUCGAGACGAUCACAGCGUAGUCCACGCCACCGGCGACGUUCGCUCUCACGCUCCUCUCGUUCACGAUCGCGCUCGCGGUCACAGCAUCGUCAGAGUCGCCCACCAAGCCCCCGUGGGAUGGCAGAUCAUCGACGGCCCCUCAACUCACGUGCUCCACCCCGGCGGCGCUAUUCAGCCGAUCGGGAAUGGUCCGGACGACGAUCCUCGCGAUCACCGGUCGGACCAUCGUACCCCGGGCGACGGCCACCAUCACCGAAGGAUGCCCCACCGUCACUGGGACGUGGCGGGGAGAACCAGAUCGACAUCAUCACCAGCACCGGUGCCUCACCGAACGUCGUACAUUCGCCGGUUACGGGCUACAAGAAAAGUUUGGCCGAUUCAACGAUCAGCGAUGCGGAGCUGGAAAGCCAGAAGCGUAGUAAGCAUCAUCAUCAUCACCAUCAUCAUACGGCGAUCGAUCCGGCCACGGGUAUGCCGUACGGUGCGAUCUACUCCAAGCACUAUUCCGGUGGUGCUGGCGGUGCUUACUAUGGCGGAGCGGAUCACCAUCUGCUGCACCAUGAUCACGUUCAUCAUGCUGGUGGCGAGCGUGGUACCGCCGGUGGUCAGGAAGGUGGUGAAGGAUCAUCCCCGAAACGGAUCUCUCUGGAUGAUCGCAUUAACAUUGUGCUCGGUAUUAACGGUACGAUCGAUGGAAAAGCACCACCGGGCAGUAAGGGAGCACAGCUCCAUCCUCACGGUCCUCCGCCUCAGCACGUACACCAUCAUCAUCAUCAUCAUCCGCCCCCACCGUACGGUGCUGGCGAUUAUCCACCAGGAUCGCAGCCCCAUGACAUGUACCAGGCGCGGCAUCAUCCACCACCUGGCACAGCGCCCCACUAUCCGAUGGGCUACGGUGGUGGUGGUGGUGCUACUGCGGCUGCUGGAUCGAGCGAGUAUAGUGGCAGUUACGGUGGUUACGGUGGUCCUCGUGGAUCACUUCCACUACCCAACUCUGCUACUGCGCCACCCGGUGUUCCCGGUUCCUCGUACUACAGCACUGCCAGCCGUGGACCACCACCAUCGUGGGCCCCACGUAGUCACCCGUACCAGGGCUAUCCGAUGGCCUUCGUCGCUCCACCGGCCGGUUUCUAUUCGAUGCGACCACCUGUAAGUGCUGGCUAUCGGCCACCACUAGCCGGGGUCGUACCGGUACCGGCCACCGAUGGUGGUAGUAAAUCUCAGGUCAAGCAAGUGGGCAACGUGCUCGAAAUCGUUCCCUCAAACACACUGCCUUCAUCACAGGCAGGAGGGGAGAAGGCAACUGACACCGCGGAACAGCAAGGCGUCUCCGGUGCGGACGAUCCAUCCACCGGAGCACCGGCAUCGGCAGGCAACGAAGAAUCGUCAACGGUGGCGACAGCGGCGUCGGCGACGUCAUCCUGUUCCGCGCUCGUCACACCGAAAAUCCAUACGGCCGAGGAGCUACAACAACGGCACGAACGACGGCUCGAGCUAAAGAAGAAAAUCCGAGCGGAGCGAGAACGGAAGCGACAGGAGAAGCAGCAGCGCAAGGAACGGUUGCAGCUCGAAAUUAAGCAACUGCUCGGUACGAAAGCACCCGGUGGUGCAACCGCUGGUGGAACCACCGGUCUAGAAUCGUUGUCGGAUGGAGGAAGCAUCCGUGAUGCGAUCGGUGGCAAUACGUCCUCGGACGAGGAGUUCGAGAUGGUUGCACUGACCGAUCUGCUGGCUUCGCUAAACCGUUCGUACGAUAAAGGAAUUCUCAAAACGGCCAAACCCGCCAUCUCGGGCGCUGGUGGAGCAAGCGGUACGGCGACGGUGAAGAAGAAGUCCGUACUGUUCGCCGACGGUGUCGCACCCGGUGACGACGAAUCCUCCUCGUCCUCCGGUGAGGAAACAAAGGAGAAAUCUCCAUCGAAGCAGGUGGCCGCCAAGCAGCGGAAGAAAAUGCGCCGUCAGCGAACGCUAAAGCUGUCUGGCAAGAAGCGUCUUAUCGAUCGUAUCAAGCUGCCGGACCAGGAGGAGGAGAAGGAAGAGAUUGAUCCGGAACUGGAAAACCUGCCGGCACCACCACCACCACCCGGUUCACCGCCGCCGGAGCUGCAGCAACCACGCUGCCUUAAUCCACCGAUCGUUCGAAUGAUCGACUUCCGGGAAGGUUUCCACGGGGUACCGAUGAUCCCGCUGCCCGUUCCGCCGGUCGGUGGUGGUCCACCUCCACCGGUUAUGCUGCCACUGCCAGUACCGAUGCCAGUGCCGGUACCAGUGGGCCCUCCUUCUUCGAUCUAUCAUCGCACUAACACGCUCGUGCAUCAUCCUCCACCAUCGCACCAUCUGCUGCCUUCUCAUAUGAUGGGCGUCCAGCCCCCUCCCGGUGCCCCUCCGCUCCUGUACCAUCAUGCGCAUCAUCCAGCACCCUCACACCACGGGAGCGCACUGGUCAACAUAACACCACACCAUGGCGUGUAUCCACCGCAACCGAUACCACCACCGACCACCAACAGCAUAUCGAACGCAUCGUCUGUUCUCAUCACGCUCAGUGGUAAGAAGCGAUCAUCGAUUGUCACAGGCGGCGGCAGUGCUGUCAGCACCAACGGCAACACGAACGGUGUCGCCAAUCCAAUCGAAGCAAUCGUCUCAACGGCAACAUCAGCGACAGCCGCAGCAGGCGCUUCCGUGAUGCCACAGGCAACAGCAGCAGUGGCAGUAGUUGCCGGUGGCAACAGCAGCAACUACGACGCGUCUGUGCCAUCUGCGAUCUAAAGCGAUCUCGGUCCAGAUGCAAACUGCCUUAGAGCGCCAUCGUCAUCGUCCCACUCUCCCAUAGUAAACCAACACAGUAGUGUAAUGGAAGCCAACGAACAAAAUUCGGGGUGCGGCCACUGGAAUCGAGAGAGAUCGAGAGAGGAGUGUCGGGGCAAACUCCCUCUGCACAUCAGAGCAGAGGGAUGUCCGAUGCAUUUAGGAUAAGGAAAGGAUACGAAACGGGGAGGUAGCAACGAACUAUCUCUUUUUCAAUUGUUAGGGCAAAAUAUGAGUGUUAGGAGGAAGAGGAAUGUGUUAGGUAAGCGGCCUGUACCACACCCCCAUCAUUCGCAAUGUGUUCGACAAAAGCUCUUAUCUCUUAGGUAUUAUUUUUUCUCCCGUCUUUAGACCUAUUUUUUCUACAACAGGCCGCUACUUGUGUAGGUAGCGUUGACUGAACUCUGUAAAAAGUAAAUUAAUCUGAAUCAACCCACUGUGGAGUAUGCGGUCGAUUGGCGAAAGCUCAGCCAGUAUAUGCUUAGGAACGGGCCAGAAAGGGAUGUUGAGAGGACACUAAGUCAAUAAGAGGGCUGAAAAAUAAUGAGCUCUAGGCAAUCGCAUAUUUUACGUUCUGAGCCCACAAUCUACCGCCAGAAUUCUAGCACCCUCUCAUACUGGAAACUCUUCUUUUUCGCCAAAUUACCACCAUCAAAGGUACGCGAGAGAGAGAGAGAGAGAGAAAGAGAAAGAGAUCGGUAAUGUAGCGCAACGAUGAAGUUAAGUAAAAAAGAAUAUCGUGAACUUAAUGCUAAUGUUUUAUUUAAUCCGACCACACCAAGCAUGGGAGAUUUCUUGGGAACGCUGUACUAAGGUUUAGAACAUUGCCUAA